AUGCCUCCCACUCCACCCAAAGAACCCUCAUGGCUAUUGAAACACCAGUAUCAGAAACUGCAUCGGCCGCCUGAGAACAGCAACCUCACCGCACAGGAAAAGUUCGAGAUCGUCCAUGCAGGUCUCGGUAGUCAUACUCGCACUGUCGAGGCAUUCAACAGAGCUUCCCCUCGCAAGAACCGGUCUGACCCGGAGUAUUUCUACCACUGUCAGAUCUGCCAAUCGUCGGUGGAGGACAGUGACCUCUGUGCUCAGUGCUCGGGGGAGUUCCGCUGGGUUCAUCUUGGAUGGCUCAUCUCACCGGACGAGUGGACCUCUCUCCAAAAACACCGGAGCCGCAAGCGGAAUGUCGAGAGGAAGACCCUGGUGGCGGUGAAGAAACGGGACAACAAGCGGAAGAAGGCUCAAAGACAAGCGAAACAGGCUGCUAUCGUGGACAAGAAGAAGCGGCAGGACUUGUCGGCGAAGAAUUCGGCAACAACUGAUUGCUAG
This is a messenger RNA of Stereum hirsutum FP-91666 SS1, 492 nucleotides long. RefSeq lists its product as uncharacterized. The transcript has 5 exons. NCBI's taxonomy places the organism in Eukaryota, Fungi, Basidiomycota, Agaricomycetes, Russulales, Stereaceae. The coding region runs from base 1 to 492 and encodes 163 amino acids. The record is from RefSeq and is a predicted model, not a curated record.